UGUUUUGUGAAGAUGAGUGUCAGUAUUCCUACUCAACCUCAUUCCUGCCCCGAAACCAUCUCCUGUGCGCAAGGGACGCACACCAGUCUCGAUCAGCACGGAGCAGAGACGCACUGAGUUGGCACAGGAUUUAUAAAGCGUUAAAACGGUUAACUGUGUGAUUUCUUUGCGCAUAUAAUGAGAAGCUGAUGAAGGAACUCACUGGAGUUAACUUACUCGACUAAGAAAGAAUUGUGACGUUUCGGUGGACAUUUAGAAACAAUGGAUCAGGAGGACACGCUGGACUUUAAGGGCCUGAUGGCCAUGUUUCAGGAGGAAGAACUUAUUCUGAAGCAACUGAAGAGCAGACCUGCCCUCCCAGACAAACCUAAAAGUGUCCCCCCUCCCACGAGUCCCUCUCACUUCCUCCCUGCAGGAGCACGCCCCUCCCUUCUGACCUCCAUCAACCAGACCCUCGAUGGGAAAACAGUUAAUGCCCCCAAAGUGGUCUUCAAAGAGGAUAAGAAGCAGAGCAAAACGCCUCUCAUCUCUAAGGGCAAAGACAAGACUGAAGUGAAGCUGAAAAAAGCGAAAGACAAGACAAUGAAAGGAAGCAAAGAGAAGCUUGAAGAGAUUUCAGAGGAUCUGAAACCGAAGAAAGUGAAGAAGCUCCCGCAGCUCCCUGGAGCAUCUAAGGGGAAAACGGCUGAGCUGGUGCCAGCCGCACCCCCACCUACAGGCACAGUGUCAAAGAAGAGGGGCAUCCUGGAUUUCAUGAAGUCAACAAAAAGAAAUUCAGCGGAGGUCCCUGAAGAUCAGAUCUUAGACUCUCCCACCUUAGGCAUUACUGGACCAGCGCCACUUAUCCCAGUACAUGUUGACUAUGGUGUUGUAGCACCUGAUAUUUCUGCCCCAAGGGCCCUUCUACCAAACAUCCCCAUCUUACCGGACUCAGCUGCUGUAAUGGAAAUAACCCCGCCCUCCACUAUCCCUGCCUCUCCCGAAUUGACCCCCCCUCCUACCUUUGUUCCUGAUAUCCCAGAUCUCCAAGUGCCAACCUUGGAGAUUGAAACUCCUCUUGAGAUGGAGACUCCUGCAGUGCACAUUUCCAGGACUGCUAGUCAGAAUGAAGUCAUUCCCAAUCCACCCAGCGAUUCCCCAACCCCCCCACCCAGUCUUGCCAUCUCUAUUCCUUCUCCAGUGGCCCCCACUCCUCCUCCAUCCCUUCCUGAGCCUGAGAUUGCUGCUGAGGCUUGUGUAGAGGCUGUAAAUAUAUCUGCAGUGGAGACGCCGCCUCCUCCUCCUCCUGGAACAGACCCUCCAUCCAUUCCGUCGUCUCCCAAAGCUGAGCGACCCAUCUCGGCCCUCUCUGCCCUCUCCAGGGCGGAGGAUAUGAGCCCAGCGAGAAAGAUGUCUCCGGUUGACCAGAGGAUCUUCAAUGCGCUGGAGAAGGCACGCAAGAAGAUUGGCCAACCGACGAACCCCACCACAUCCUACUCCAUCACCACACCUUCUGAAGAGCGUCCACCAAGUCCCACCAUUUCCCUCCCAGAUAUACCACCCAUUGAUUAUGAGGGAAAGCUCAACAGCUUGGACCACAGGCAAGCCUCUCCAGCAUUGGAAGGUAUCACUGAGGAGGGGUCGGACCCUGUCCCAGAGCUAUUGGUGGUUCCCCCUCCUCCCCCCAAACGGCUCCUCCCAGACCCCGAGUCUCUGGGAGUUGCUCCAGAGAAACCCCACAGACCUCCCUCUGUCAACCUGAGGGAAUUCAUCCCUCCUCCUCCUCUGGAAGAGAUCCCUGCUCCUCCUGAAUUCUCCGAGGCUGACCCCACAGACAUCCCAGAGUUUGAUGAUGUGACCUCAGAUGCUUAUCCUCCAGAGCUGCAGGUGCCAGAGUGGGGGGAUGGGGAUUACACCGGUCCAGAGACUCCAGAUCAACAGAACUUGCCGGAGUUUUACAGUAACGGGGCGACUCCACCUGAAGCUGAGGUGCAUGCAUCUCCAACGUUUGUAGACGAUCAUCCAGAUGAUCGACUAUCAGGAUUUUCCUUCCCAGUCCUUCAGGAAGCUCCAGGGAUUUCUGCUGAAGGUCACAACGAUGUGUAUGAGAGCACAGAAAAUGUCUACGAGGACAUCACUACGUCUUCGGGCAAAAAUAAAGCAAAGAGUGACGGUGGAAAGAAACGCAAAGGACCCCCAAAGAAUCCAUAUGCUGAGGCUCAACAAGAAAUAAAUGUAGAGAAAAUCAAGACGGGCAGGUUCGGCAGGAACGAAAAGAAAGCUGAAGGGCCGGAUGAGAAAGAGCUGAAAAAGAAAGAAAAGCAGCGACUGGAGAAGGAGAAGAAGGAGCUAAAGGAGAAACAAGAAAAGGAAAAGAAAGAGCAGAAAGAAAAGGAAAAGAAGGAGAAUGAGAUGAAGAAGAAAUUCAAAAUCACAGGACAGGAGGACGCCAUCUACGAAGCAACUGUAACCGUGGCGACCAAGGGACGUAAAAAUGAUCUGUCCGCCAACAGCGGGGACAUCAUCAGCAUCAUCAGUACAACCAACUGUCCCAAAGGGAAAUGGCUGGCCAGGGACAGCAGCAACAACUACGGAUAUGUUGCCGUGGAUCAUGUGGAGCUGGACAUCAAAGAGAUGCUGGAGCUCGGAAAGAAGGCGGCCAUCUCUCGCAGGGGCAACAACAACAACAUUGUGGUCUCAGAGGAGGAGGUUACCAGCUCGGGGACCAGGGCCUCAAACCACUAUCCAUUGUCAGCGGAGAGCUUCACAGAUGACAGUGAGGAGUGGACCGGUGACGAAGAAGAACCCACCUCCCCUCCUCCUGAUACCGCAGAUCCACUGACUCCAAUGGGCCACAACAGGACACUCUCAAUGCCAGAUAUGGGAAACAGAGAUCUAAGCAUAAACCACCAACACAGUCAAAGUGACAUCAGCGGAGAGGGCACACAUGACAAAGCAAGACAUGAAGCACUUCAGAAAUUGGCCACAUUUUUCCAUGCACCAAAACCUGCCGAACCUGCUCCAAGCAGCAUUGAAUCAGAGACAAGUCCUGUGCUAGUGGAGGAGGAAGAAGAUUCCCUGCCUGAAGUUACUACAUUAGAUUUUGAUCAUCCUGACAUGAUCAUUUUACCUCCUCCUGACAUGUAUGCUGAUCUGACAGUGGAGUAAUUCUCAUACUGUAAACAAGCAGGACAAAGAGCAGCCAGGCAGAGGAAAAACAAAAACAAACAUGUGUCCAUACUGUUAUUGUGCACACUGUGACCCGUGUCAGUCACCCAAUACUGUGACAGUGUCUUCAUCUUCCUGACUGUGACCUCGUUUACCUGGUGACGGCAUUUAUGGAUCAGUAUGAUGAUGAAGAGCAUCGAGAUAAGGAGAUUUCUCAACAAGCGAUACACCGUCUCCUCAAACUGUUUUGUAAGCUCUCCGUGUGAAAGCAGAGGGACCUGGUGGCUCUGUAUGACUUUGAAAAAUUGGACCAUUAUGAGCUGCUGAUCCCAGGAAAAAGAAGUACAACAUUUUUCAAACACACCUCAUGCGUUCGAAAAUGUUCACACGUCAUGUGCAAAUAACCUAAAUAAGGGGAAGACGAUGGAAAAUGUAGAUUAUUCUCAGACCAGUUUAAGAAAACAGUGUGACAGCAGACAUAGGCAGUGAGAACAGGCAGAUUAGUUUACUUCUCAUUUUCAUUCACAUUCCGAGAAAUCACUAGUCAGGUUAUUCCUCAGGAUAAUCUAGUUAGUUAGUGUCCAAUACACUUGUUACCAGUUUACAGUGUUGGUAGCAAAGGAGUAAAUGGAAGUAUAGCUUGUAGACAUACAAAUGAAUAAAUUACAUAUAUAAACUUACAUAGUUCUUUUUUUACUUAAUACUGGGCUAGUCAGUUCUUCCAUGUGUUUUUGUAUUAUUGUUGUUUUUUUGUACAUGAGUAUCUUUUCUACUUCUAUGUACCCCUGUUAGUGUUGUUAAAUAUCAUUAUGGAUUAUAGAAGUGCAUAUGUAACUCAUGUCAUAGUAUUUAAAUGCUGAGCUUUAAAGAUAUUAUGUAUAAUUAUCUUUAAUGGCACCAAUAACCAUGGAGGGAAAUCUAAAACAAAGACCAGUUGCUAUGUAUUGUUCACAGUUGCACAUUCUGGAGGGAAGCACAAUCCAUACACUUUAUUUUCUUUCUUUAAUUUUUAUGGAGCGGAUGUGUAGCAGGUGUCACUUUUAUCUUACCGCCUUUCUUCUACGACUUUCCCUGAAGCUGAUGAAUACCAAGUGUUAUAGAAAGACAAAGUGGUGUGAUGAUCACCUGAGGUCAUUUUUGUGAGUAAAAUGUUGUUUGUCAACAUCUAAGGGUGCAUUUUUGUCUGGAAAAAACACCUAUAUAAUCCUCUGUGAUGGUGUGAUGAUUUAGGACAAAAACAUUUUCCUUUUAUAUGUUGCUUUAUUGUUUUUCAAUAAAUACUCUUCAAGUUCAAA
Gymnodraco acuticeps is the source of this 4442-nucleotide messenger RNA. Its product is annotated as FYN-binding protein 1. Gene Ontology annotation, cellular component: plasma membrane. Gene Ontology annotation, biological process: integrin-mediated signaling pathway; protein localization to plasma membrane; T cell receptor signaling pathway. The transcript is spliced from 20 exons. The record is from RefSeq and is a predicted model, not a curated record. Lineage: Eukaryota; Metazoa; Chordata; Actinopteri; Perciformes; Bathydraconidae. Bases 262 to 3147 code for a protein of 961 amino acids. Gene Ontology annotation, molecular function: protein binding.